AUGUCGAGAACCGUUCUGAUCACCGGUGCGACCGGCAAGCAAGGAGGAAGUCUCGUCGCGGCUCUUCUCAAAGCAAAGGCGGACUUUGAGGUUCUUGCCGUCACGCGUGAUGCAUCUUCUGGUGGAGCGCACAAGCUCCAGGCAAAGUCCCCGAACAUCAAACUAGUCGAAGGCAAUCUAGAUGAGCCCGAGAGGAUCUUCGACAAUGCGCACAAGGUCACUUCGCAUCCUAUCUGGGGUGUUUUUAGUGUCCAGGUUCCUGUCGCUGGUGGGUCAAACCAGGAAGCCGAAGAGAGACAGGGCAAGGCUCUUGUCGACGCAGCUCUCAAGAACAAUGUCAAGCACUUCGUCUACUCAUCCGUUGAUCGCGGUGGCGACUCUUCUUUUGACAGUUCCACGCCUAUCCCUCAUUUCAUCAGCAAGCACAAGAUCGAACAUCAUCUGGUCGAAAAGGCCAAGGGCAGUGGAAUGACUUGGACCAUUCUACGCCCUGUUGCAUUUCUCGAGAACUUCACCCCUGAUUUCUUCGGCAAGGUCUUCGCCACCUGCUGGAAGAACACAGUCAAGGAAAAGCCGCUCCAACUAAUCUCGGUCGGCGACAUCGGCUUCUUCGGGGCGCAGGCCUUCAUGUACCCGAACCAGUACCAAAACAGAGGUGUCUCUCUGGCUGGUGAUGAGCUCACUUACGAUGAGAUGGCCAAGAUCUUCAUGAGUAAAACUGGAAAAUCUGUCCCAAUGACGUUUGGCUUUGUUGGCAAGGGCCUGAUGGCAGUUAUGAAGGACUUCGGCUACAUGUUCCAGUGGUUCUAUGAUAUGGGGUAUGGAGCGGAUAUUUCGGAGCUGAGAAAGGUGCAUCCUGAGUUGAAGGAUUUCGGUACUUGGCUUGAGAAGGAUAGCGGCUUUAGUACAAAAUAG
Messenger RNA from Penicillium canescens, 915 nucleotides. RefSeq lists its product as uncharacterized. The transcript has 2 exons. The coding region runs from base 1 to 915 and encodes 304 amino acids. NCBI's taxonomy places the organism in Eukaryota, Fungi, Ascomycota, Eurotiomycetes, Eurotiales, Aspergillaceae. The record is from RefSeq and is a predicted model, not a curated record.